Messenger RNA from Culicoides brevitarsis, 852 nucleotides. RefSeq names its product tyrosine-protein kinase Lyn-like. Gene Ontology annotation, molecular function: signaling adaptor activity; receptor tyrosine kinase binding. Gene Ontology annotation, biological process: signal transduction; cell migration. Lineage: Eukaryota; Metazoa; Arthropoda; Insecta; Diptera; Ceratopogonidae. The record is from RefSeq and is a predicted model, not a curated record. Bases 1 to 852 code for a protein of 283 amino acids. The transcript has 3 exons.
AUGGGAAAUCAAAGAUCCAAACCCAGGAGAUCUCUCAUGGCGACUCCAAAUCGGUACCGAAAAACCAAUGAUUACUUCGAGCCUGAAGAUUUCAAAGAUCGUUCUGAAAUUUAUCUUGCACUAAAGGAUCACGAAGCGCGAUCUUCCAAUGAAUUAUCUUUCAAGAAAGGCGAGGUACUGGAAUUAAUUAAAAAAUGCAUUAGUCGAGACCAUCUUCUGAUGAAAGAUUUGAAAAAUACCAAAUAUGGUUUCGUUCCUAAAGAAAGUGUUGCGGAAAUUAAUUCGUUGCGAGCUCAAGAAUAUUAUUUUGAAAAGGUGUCACGUCGUCAAGCUGAAAGUCUUAUAAUGUUUCCUGGAAACUGCACGGGAACUUUUAUUGUUCGUCCGUCGCAGUCGGUACCAGGAUCAUUUUCCUUAACUGUCAAGGAUUAUUCAAUGAAUAGAGGAUUUCGUCCAAGAAAUUAUCGCAUUAAUGUUAGCAAGUACGGAAAUUAUAGUCUGCAACCUAGUGUUGAAUUUAAGACGGUACCGGAAUUAAUUUCCUACUAUCAAAAAAGUGUAACAUUAUGCCAUUUGGUACGUGCAUGUCCUAAAAUUGAAGAAUCUCCUAAUAGAAGACAAUCAUUUGCCGCACUUCCAUCAGUUAACGAGUUUGGAUAUGCCAAAAAUAUACGCAAACAUUCACUUGGUGCAAAUGAAUUGGCAUUAUGCAACCGAAAAAGUGACGUUAUUGUGAAACGAUUGAAGUUAGAAUCUGUUUCCGAAGAGAAUCUCUUGGACGAAGCCUAUCAAAUUUUAAAUGAUGAUAAAUUUAUUGCUCUGUAUGCCACAUUUAACCAAAAUAAUGCUUAA